This is a messenger RNA of Penicillium cataractarum, 579 nucleotides long. RefSeq names its product ribosome biosynthesis protein NIP7. The record is from RefSeq and is a predicted model, not a curated record. Gene Ontology annotation, cellular component: nucleolus; preribosome, large subunit precursor; nucleus. Gene Ontology annotation, biological process: ribosome assembly; ribosomal large subunit biogenesis. The coding region runs from base 1 to 579 and encodes 192 amino acids. Gene Ontology annotation, molecular function: RNA binding. The transcript has 6 exons. Lineage: Eukaryota; Fungi; Ascomycota; Eurotiomycetes; Eurotiales; Aspergillaceae.
AUGCGUGAAUUGACAGAGGAAGAAGCCAAAGUGCUUUUCUCUAAGCUUGCCAACUACACUGGUCGAUCCUUGAACAACCUGAUUGCGCCUCCCGAGGGCGAUCAGACUGAGCGCCACGUUUUCCGCCUUCAGGGCUCUCGCGUGUAUUACCUCCCUCUGCGAUUGGCCAACUAUGCCACGAGCAUUCCCCGCGCAAACCUGCUGUCAGCGGGUACCAUUAUUCGUACUAACUACGAGCAGGGUAAAUUCACGAAGACGAUGAAGUUCAGGCUCCACAUUACGGCGCUCUCGGUCAUUGCGCCUCACAGUCGGUACAAGGUCUGGAUCAAGGCGAACGGAGAGAUGCCGUUCUUGUACGGUGGAAACGUUCUGAAGGCCCACGCCGCUCGCUGGAGCGAGGACUGCCCCGAGCACAGCGGUGUCGUUGUUUACAGCAUGAACGAUGAGCCUCUCGGCUUUGGUGUCACUGCGCGCUCUACUGCUGAGGCCAAGAAGCUCGAGCCCACCGGUAUCGUAGUCUUCCGCCAGGCCGAUGCUGGUGAGUAUCUGAGAGAGGAGGAUUCCCUGUUCACCGCUUAA